This is a messenger RNA of Pistacia vera, 859 nucleotides long. RefSeq names its product haloacid dehalogenase-like hydrolase domain-containing protein 3. Lineage: Eukaryota; Viridiplantae; Streptophyta; Magnoliopsida; Sapindales; Anacardiaceae. Bases 30 to 773 code for a protein of 247 amino acids. The transcript is spliced from 9 exons. The record is from RefSeq and is a predicted model, not a curated record.
AUCUAAAAAUUAGAGUUAAUCUUAAUCUAAUGGAAGCUGGGAAUUAUCUUUUGAGAGCCCUGAAACCUUCCCAUUUCAGUCUCUCUAACUCCCUACGUUUUUCUUCUGGAGGAAGAUCGGUUGAAAGAGCUUAUGAUGCAUUGCUGUUGGAUGCUGGAGGUACCCUUUUGCAAUUGGCAAAGCCUGUCGCAGACCUUUAUUCUUCAAUUGGUAGAAAAUACGGUCUGACUGCCACUUCAGCCGAAAUAAAGAAGGGAUUUAAGAGAGCUUUUGCUGCUCCGUGGCCUGAGAAACUCCGUUACCAGGGUGACGGAAGGCCAUUUUGGAGACUUGUUGUUUCUGAAGCAACUGGUUGUGCCAACAAUGAUUAUUUUGAAGAAGUCUAUGAGUAUUAUGCAAAAGCUGAAGCAUGGCAUCUUCCAGAUGGAGCUUACCAGACAAUUUUCCUCCUCAAAGAAUCUGGAGUUAAGGUGGCUGUUGUGUCCAAUUUUGACACCCGGCUAAGGAAGCUACUGAAAGACCUCAAUGUUAUAGAUCUAUUUGAUGCCAUAGUUAUAUCUUCAGAGGUUGGAUAUGAAAAACCAGAUCCAAGGAUAUUUCAAGCUGCUUUAGAUGAAAUGAGUAUAGAUGCUAGCAAGGCUAUUCAUAUUGGAGAUGAUGAAAAAGCAGAUAAGGAGGGGGCGAAUGUUGUUGGGAUUGAUUGCUGGUUGUGGGGAACAGAUGUGAAGACAUUUUCAGAUAUACAAAACCGCAUCAUCAUCUCAGAAUCAUAAGUGCCAGAAGAUUGUCAGUCAUCCUUGAUACCUCCUCCUUUGUAGUACUUCAAUGUAGUCAGAUAUUGGAUUAGGUUUGAUAAAAU